AUGAAGACGAGCAAGGAGUGGUGCUAUCAGGCGAAUUCCUACACAAGGGGCAAGUCCCACAGGCAAAUCGGGCACGUGCCAUCGCUCGGUUUUGGGAGCCGGAGGCUCUCCCCUAAGACCUUGGUGGGGUACGACUCAAUGGUGGGCCGGUCUAGACCGCUAGCCGACCUAAUUGAGGGCCCAUCCAAUUUCGAGGCCCGAAUCCUCCUUGAGCCCGCAAAUCCCGCCCUCAUUCUCGCAUCCCCAGCAUUCGGGAUCCUCCAUCAGAUCCAUCGACGACCAGUAGAACUGCGACACCGUCCACUGCAUCGGCACCAGCACCGACGCAAUCCUCCGGCACGUCGGCGGCACCUCCGCCGUCAUCCGCGAACUCGCCGCCACGACCGUGUAAUUCCUCCCGCUGAGGCACAUCAGGGGCAUGAAUCGGGCCUCGGUGUAGUCCAUGUAACCAGUCGAGCAGUUGAGGAAGGUGUAAUUCCUGGUGUAGACGCCCCUGAAUCGCGAGCCCGAGAGGCUGAAAUUGAGGAUUCGGGCAGGGAGGCACGAAUCCGGGUCGUUGAUGAAAACGGCCUGGGCCGAGUAGUCGAUGUGGUCCACCAGGAACUCGCCGGACUCCGGGAGUCUGAGGAUCGUUUGGUUGUCGCUGUUGCAGUACAGAUCGAAGCCCGGGUACCCGAGCCGGCCCGGGGCCCGAUCCGCUAG
This is a messenger RNA of Striga asiatica, 702 nucleotides long. The record is from the annotation of a GenBank genome assembly. NCBI's taxonomy places the organism in Eukaryota, Viridiplantae, Streptophyta, Magnoliopsida, Lamiales, Orobanchaceae.